Molecule: messenger RNA, 420 nt
Organism: Caenorhabditis angaria
Lineage: Eukaryota; Metazoa; Nematoda; Chromadorea; Rhabditida; Rhabditidae
Source: the annotation of a GenBank genome assembly
AUGAAACUUAUUUUAUUUUCUGCGAUCUUCACUCUGAUCCAUGCCAAACUUUCUGGAAACUUCAAAAUCGCCGAUGAACUUUUUCAAAAUGUUCGGAACCUAGUGAGAAAUUCCAAAUCUCAAGAAGCUGAAAAAUAUUUCGCUUCUGAUUUUGAAGGAGUUCUCUAUGGAAAUGGUUUUAGGGAUUAUAAUUGUCCAGAAUUUUUGUAUAAGUUGUUCGAAUUCAAAGAUUCGAAGUUUUCAGAUGCAAUUCAGAUUUCCGAGGACAAAGAUGCGACAAUUGUUUUGAAUUAUGAAUUCGCUGCGCCUAACGAGCUUAUUAAAUUGACAAUUCGAUCCAAAUUUGAUGGAAAUGGUCAGAAUUUGAAGUUUGUUUCAGCGGAUUUUCAAACUUUCUUUGUGCCUCCAAAAAAUUACUGA